UCGCGCCGCCGGCGCUCCCCUGACGUCACCGCGGGGGCGGCUGAAGGUGACGGUGGUCGGUCCCGGUGCCGGUGCCCCCCGCCAUGGCCGGCAGACAGCUGCUGGCGCUGCGGCGCCUGCCCGCCGCCUCCUUCUCGACGGCGCCCAAGAAAACGCAGUUCGGGUCGCUGCGGGAUGAGGACCGGAUCUUCACCAACCUCUACGGGCGGCACGACUGGCGGCUGCAGGGCGCGCUGCGCCGCGGCGACUGGUACAAGACGAAGGAGAUCCUGCUCAAGGGCGUGGACUGGAUCCUCGGAGAGAUCAAGACCUCGGGGCUGCGGGGCCGCGGCGGUGCCGGGUUCCCCACCGGGCUCAAGUGGAGCUUCAUGAACAAACCCCCGGACGGGAGACCCAAGUACCUGGUGGUGAAUGCGGACGAGGGCGAGCCGGGCACCUGCAAGGACCGGGAGAUCAUGCGGCACGACCCGCACAAGCUGCUGGAGGGCUGCCUGGUGGCGGGGCGGGCCAUGGGCGCCCGCGCCGCCUACAUCUACAUCCGCGGGGAGUUCUACAACGAGGCCUCCAACCUGCAGGUGGCCAUCCGUGAGGCCUACGAGGCCGGGCUGCUGGGCGGCGACGCCUGCGGGUCGGGGUACGCCUUUGACGUGUUCGUGGUGCGCGGCGCCGGCGCCUACAUCUGCGGGGAGGAGACGGCGCUCAUCGAGUCCAUCGAGGGCAAGCAGGGGAAGCCCCGCCUCAAGCCCCCCUUCCCUGCUGACGUGGGUGUGUUCGGCUGCCCCACCACGGUGGCCAACGUGGAGACGGUGUCGGUGGCCCCCACGAUCUGCCGGCGGGGCGGUGCCUGGUUCGCCAGCUUCGGCCGGGAGCGGAAUUCCGGCACCAAGCUCUUCAACAUCUCGGGGCACGUCAACACGCCCUGCACAGUGGAGGAGGAGAUGUCGGUGCCGCUGAAGGAGCUCAUCGAGAAACACGCCGGAGGUGUCCGCGGGGGCUGGGACAACCUGCUGGCCGUCAUCCCAGGCGGCUCCUCCACGCCGCUGCUGCCCAAGUCUGUGUGUGAGACGGUGCUGAUGGACUUCGAUUCCCUGGUGCAGGCGCAGAGCGGGCUGGGUACGGCCGCCGUCAUCGUCAUGGAUAAAUCGACCGACAUCGUCAAAGCCAUCGCGCGCCUCAUCGAGUUCUACAAGCACGAGAGCUGUGGGCAGUGCACCCCGUGCCGGGAAGGUGAGCGGGGGGCCGUGGGUGAGGGGCUGCGUGGCGGGGCGCUGCAGGGACCCAUCCCCAUCCCAAUUCCUGCAGGCGUGGACUGGAUGAACAAGGUGAUGGCGCGGUUCGUGCGGGGCGACGCGCAGGCCGCCGAGAUCGACGCGCUCUGGGAGAUCAGCAAGCAGAUCGAGGGACACACCAUCUGCGCCCUGGGCGACGGCGCGGCCUGGCCCGUGCAGGGCCUCAUCCGCCACUUCCGCCCCGAGCUGGAGGAGAGGAUGCGGCGCUACAGCGAGGCCAAAGCCCGAGCGGCGUCGGCAUAAGGAUUCACCACCACACCUCCUUUCUCCUGCUUGGAAGGGGUUCCGGGGGUGCUGGCAGCACCAAGGGGGUUCUCAAUAAAUGCUGCUGUGCUCCCAG
Vidua macroura (Pin-tailed whydah) is the source of this 1629-nucleotide messenger RNA. It is a transcript of the gene NDUFV1, whose product is annotated as NADH:ubiquinone oxidoreductase core subunit V1. Gene Ontology annotation, biological process: mitochondrial electron transport, NADH to ubiquinone. Gene Ontology annotation, molecular function: NADH dehydrogenase (ubiquinone) activity; NAD binding; FMN binding. Lineage: Eukaryota; Metazoa; Chordata; Aves; Passeriformes; Viduidae. The transcript has 9 exons. The coding region runs from base 84 to 1532 and encodes 482 amino acids. The record is from RefSeq and is a predicted model, not a curated record.